AUGACCAAAGCGACCGCAGUUUUGUUGACCCUCCUGGGUAUCGCAUUCGCUCAAAUCGAUAGAACAUGUAUCGACAUCGUCUUCAACUCCGAAACAAACACGUUAUCGGGUAAAUGCCAGCCUCGUGAUAACUCGGGCUACAUCCCGUCCGAGUUGGACCUCAAUGAUUGUUUCGGAUACGACGGCACCAACAUUACACCAACUUACCAUGGAAACUUUGCUGAGAGUUGUCACGGAUGCGAGAUGUUUGUAGCGCCUGAUCCGUGGUAUGGUGGUGCAGAGUACUGGAUUAGGUGCACUUGCAUGGGACAGAGUGAAAAGGUCGCUGUUCCUCUUGAAGCCGCUGUUGCACAUGAACCAAAGCAAAUCUCAGCUCAGGAGUUCAAGGGGCUAUGCUUGCUCAGCCCUUCUCUUAACCAACUGUACCUCCCCUUUGACUUUGGGAAUAACAAUGGCGCUUUCCGUGACGUCAUCAGAAGCGCCGAUGUUAAGGUAAUGGAGCGAUGCGCCCAGCUUGGAGCUGCACCCGAUAUGAGAUGGGAGAUACCUGAAUCUGACGGCUGCAAACCUAUCGAUGAGCUAUUGGAGAGUGUCUACUUGGGCGAAGCCCCCAUUGGCAAGAGCGUUGACGCUCUGAAGUGGCUUCUAGAAAGGAAGUUUGACAUGAAAGAGCAGGGAAAUCAGCCCUGGUGUAACGCAAACGACUAUUGCGAUCAUUUCCCUGAAUUCCUGAUCACUAUCUUGAACAAGAGCCCUGAUCGUGUCCGCACCGAAGGCAUAUGCCAAAUGAUCCAACUAUUGCACAGCUAUGGUUACUCGCUCCCUUUCCCCAUGAACUUUGCGUCAUAUUUCGGAAGAGGACUGGAAGAUAUUGGAGUUCCAUCUAUCCCAGGACCUUUAGACGUCGCUCUACGCUCUCAUUGCCCACCUGAACUUCUUGGACUUGUCCUUCGAGAUUAUUUACGUCCCCUCGUGAAAUUUGAUGCGACCUCUUUCGCGGGAUUUACUCUCAUGAAAAGAUGGGCAGGAAAAUAUCGCUUCGCGGAACCUAUAGGCUUCUUCGGAGAGCCGAAGUAUCGUGGUGAAGCCGCAGACGUGUUCGGGCAGAAGAUCAAGGUUCUUAUCAAGUAUCAAGUGCUCGACCAGCUCGAGGAGAACAUGUUAAGAGGCAUCGCUGAGUCUAUGCGAUCAAUGACAACUCCUACAAAGGCUAGCAACAUUGGCGUAGUCGAUGAUCGGGAUUCUCAGUGCUGCCGGGAAACACUUUACCGUGCGAACCUCCAUUUCAAGAGUAAUAAACAACAUCGGAUCUUGGACAUCUGGGAUCUCAUUAAUCCAGGCACUGUCUUUUCUAUUCGCCGCGAAUGCCAUCGUUUCAACAUUGACCCCGACGGCAAUGUUUACAAGAUGCCGACGUUGAAACGUCCAUGGGGUAGCGAGGGGGUUGUAAAGAGAGAGAAUAGAAAGUGGGGAGAUCGCGAAUGGAGUCGUUUGUUUGGUACCGACGAUGACACAGGCCUUCAAAUGAUGGGAAGGGUAGGAAGGAGCUUUUCGAGAUUAGCCAGCUGGGCUGAGGGAUGCAGCUACGCGGAUGUUGAGAAGGCUGUAUUGGCGCCGUUGCCGGAAGACUACGAGACCGCCAAAGCCUUACUAGACGAAGCCGAGGCAGAAUAUCAUUUGAUAAGCUCGGGCGCUGUAUGCUCUCUUGGAAAAGCUGGCCCUCACAAUGUCGUCCUGGUCGGAAAAGCUGAGGACAUGGCCAAUGUCUCUGUCUUCGUCAAAGACACUGUCGACGAUUUACUUGAAGCUUUCCCGUCUAUUCGAGCUGGCUUUUUGAUUGGAGUCGACGCUACAGCACCGGAUGAGAGCCUUGCCAAACCAGGCGAUAUCGUCGUGGCAUUUCCGCAAGGCUUUCAACCUGGGCAAGUUCAGGUCGACGUGAAUGAGACAAUUGUUUCGAAUCGCAUCUCAACGACUUUUGAAAUGAGCCACCCGUCCUCCUGUAUCAAAUCUGUUAUCAACGCCAUCCAAUCCCCGGAGGGUCACCAGCACUGGGGCCAAUAUCUGCAACAUCAAUCCUCUCGAGCAGAGCUUGCCUCCACAAAGGAUCAACAGCCGCUGGAACGAAAUACCGAUAAAGCCAACAAAGUUCUACGGGGUAAAGUAGCAUCGUAUGCUCGUCUACUAUCUGAUCGUGAUUUGGCCAACAGGGUCGGAUGCGACAGCAAGAUUAUGUGCUUCGAACGAGCAGGUGCCAUACCUGUUCUCCAAAAUUGA
Messenger RNA from Fusarium oxysporum Fo47, 2277 nucleotides. RefSeq lists its product as uncharacterized. The record is from RefSeq and is a predicted model, not a curated record. NCBI's taxonomy places the organism in Eukaryota, Fungi, Ascomycota, Sordariomycetes, Hypocreales, Nectriaceae. The transcript is spliced from 9 exons. Gene Ontology annotation, biological process: nucleoside metabolic process. Bases 1 to 2277 code for a protein of 758 amino acids. Gene Ontology annotation, molecular function: catalytic activity.